ACACUUUCGCUUACUCAUUGCGGAAAACGUGAGAACCGAAAAAAGUUUAAGUUGCCGCCUGUCUGUGAGGAAAUCAAUUGUUUUAAAGAAGAUUAGAUCGAAAAGGGCAACACCAUCACAUAAAUAUGCAACCACAAAUUGUGCUCCUAAAGGAGGGAACAGACACGUCCCAGGGCAAACCGCAGUUGGUGUCCAACAUCAAUGCCUGCCAGUCGAUAGUGGAUGCCGUUCGGACCACUUUGGGUCCUCGGGGCAUGGACAAACUGAUUGUUGACGCUCAGGGCAAGGCCACGAUCUCCAAUGAUGGUGCCACCAUAAUGAAGCUUCUGGAGAUUGUGCAUCCGGCAGCAAAAACUUUGGUAGACAUUGCCAAGUCACAAGAUGCUGAGGUGGGAGAUGGUACAACUUCAGUGGUUCUUUUGGCCGGAGAGUUCCUCAAGCAGGUGAAACCAUUCGUAGAAGAGGGUGUCCAUCCGCGUGUCGUGAUUAAGGCCAUUCGUAAAGCUCUCCAGCUUUGCAUGGAUAAGAUUAACGAAAUGGCUGUUCGCAUUGAGAAACAGUCCAAAAGCGAGCAACGUGCUCUGCUCGAGAAAUGUGCCGCCACAGCCAUGUCUUCAAAAUUGAUCCAUCAACAGAAGGACUUCUUCUCCAAAAUAGUCGUGGACGCCGUUCUUUCCCUAGAUGAGUUGCUGCCCCUUAAUAUGAUUGGCAUUAAGAAGGUAACGGGCGGAUCUCUUGAAGAAUCCCAGUUGGUGUCGGGUGUGGCUUUUAAAAAGACCUUUUCCUAUGCUGGCUUUGAGAUGGCCCCCAAAGCCUAUGAGAAGUGCAAGAUUGCCUUGCUCAACAUUGAAUUGGAGCUGAAGGCAGAACGCGAUAAUGCCGAGAUACGAGUAAACAACGUCAAGGAGUACCAAAAGGUGGUAGAUGCCGAGUGGCAAAUCCUCUACAACAAAUUGGCCAAAAUCCAUGAGUCUGGUGCAAAUGUAGUGUUGUCCAAGCUCCCCAUUGGUGAUGUGGCCACACAGUAUUUCGCAGAUCGGAAUAUUUUCUGCGCAGGCCGUGUGCCCGAAGAGGAUCUCAAGCGUACAAUGAAGGCCUGUGGUGGAGCUGUGAUGACCACAGCCAAUGACAUUAAUGCCAAUGUUCUUGGCUUGUGCGACCAUUUCGAGGAGCGCCAGGUGGGCGGUGAGCGUUUCAACCUUUUCCAAGGUUGCCCAAAUGCCAAGACCAGUACUCUAAUUCUACGCGGCGGAGCUGAACAGUUCUUGGAGGAAACUGAACGUUCUCUCCACGAUGCCAUUAUGAUUGUGCGACGCACCAUUAAACACGACUCUGUUGUGGCUGGCGGCGGAGCCAUUGAAAUGGAAUUGUCCAAGCUCUUGCGUGACUACUCGCGUACCAUUGCGGGCAAGGAACAGUUGCUUAUUGCGGCUAUUGCUAAGGGUUUAGAGAUCAUACCACGUCAGCUGUGCGACAAUGCCGGCUUCGAUGCUACAAACAUUCUAAAUAAGUUGCGCCAGAAACAUGCCCAAGGUGGUCAGUGGUUUGGUGUGGACAUUACCAAGGAGGACAUUUCGGAUAACUUUGAGCAAUGCGUGUGGGAGCCAUCGAUUAUCAAAAUCAAUGCCCUAACUGCUGCUGCCGAAGCCGCUUGCAUGAUUCUCUCCGUCGAUGAGACAAUAAAAAGCCCCAAAGCUGGCGAAGCCCCAAUGGCGGGUGGUCCUAUGGGUAUGGGUCGCGGCAUGGGCAGGCCCAUGUAAAACAAAUCACGAGAGUCGAAAGCAAAACACAGCAAAACACAGUAGUCAUCAAAAUACACUCACACACUGGCAUUUCUCUCCCUUAAUUUAACACAAGCACGUAUUACUCGGUCAUCUUUCGCAAAACCUAAUUAUUCUACUGACCUUUUAUAUAUGUUUAGAAAAAAAGGAAAAAGAAUUAAUAAAUAAACAUAUUUUCAUAACAUAA
Molecule: messenger RNA, 1968 nt
Organism: Drosophila willistoni
Lineage: Eukaryota; Metazoa; Arthropoda; Insecta; Diptera; Drosophilidae
Gene: CCT7
Product: T-complex protein 1 subunit eta
Exons: 5
Coding region: 126-1760 (544 amino acids)
Biological process (GO): protein folding
Cellular component (GO): chaperonin-containing T-complex
Molecular function (GO): ATP hydrolysis activity; ATP binding; ATP-dependent protein folding chaperone
Source: RefSeq, a predicted model, not a curated record